Molecule: messenger RNA, 2333 nt
Organism: Engraulis encrasicolus (European anchovy)
Lineage: Eukaryota; Metazoa; Chordata; Actinopteri; Clupeiformes; Engraulidae
Product: cytochrome P450 2J4-like
Exons: 9
Coding region: 152-1651 (499 amino acids)
Biological process (GO): xenobiotic metabolic process
Cellular component (GO): cytoplasm; intracellular membrane-bounded organelle
Molecular function (GO): oxidoreductase activity, acting on paired donors, with incorporation or reduction of molecular oxygen, reduced flavin or flavoprotein as one donor, and incorporation of one atom of oxygen; iron ion binding; heme binding
Source: RefSeq, a predicted model, not a curated record
UCGAGGAUCUAGUGCAUUGUUGCUACACUGUGGUGCCCGUUGCAGAGGCAGGCAGAGGAGUUUUACCAGUUUUUUAGGGGGAGUUACCAUAUAAUCUUUACCUUGCUGAGCUCAGUUGACCAGGAUCACUAGUCUACAGUAGUGUUGAGACAUGACAGUGCUGGCAUAUCUUUUGGAUUUAACUAACAUAAAAAGCGUUUUAAUUUUUCUAUCAAUUUUCCUUCUGCUGUUGGACUACUUUAAGAAUAAACCACCAAAGAACUUCCCUCCAGGACCACGGUCAUUGCCCCUCAUUGGGCACUUGCAUCUCUUGACUGACUUCAGCAAAGUCCAUCUACAGUUCGCAAAGUUUGCUGAAAAAUAUGGACAUAUAUUCAGCUUUCGACUUUUCGGCCCACCACUUGUGGUUCUCAACGGUCACAAAGUAGUGAGAGAACUGUAUGUCAAUCAAGGAGACCAUUUUGCUGACAGACCAACUGGUAUACCAUUAUUUGAAGACCUUGUUGGUGGCAAAGGCCUUGUUUCCUCAAAUGGAUAUAGCUGGAAACAGCAAAGGAGAUUUGCUCUGCAUACUCUGAAAAACUUUGGAUUGGGCAAAAGAAGCCUUGAGCCAUCAAUUCUUCUGGAAUGCCGAUAUCUCAACGAAGCAUUUAGCAAUGAGCAAGGUAAGGCCUUUAACCCACAGUGGCUCAUUAACAAUGCUGUGUCCAAUGUUAUCUGUGUGCUGGUGUUUGGGGACCGUUUCGAGUACACCGACAAUGACUUCCAGUCCCUCCUGAAGAACAUCAAUUUAGCCAUCAGUCUGGAGGCGGACAUUUGGACCCAGAUCUACAACAUGUUCCCAUGGAUAUGCCGCAGAAUUCCUGGUCCCCACAGGAAAAUGUUGUCCGUUUGGAAUGGCAUUAUCGAUUUCGUAAGGGGGAAAGUGAAAGACCAUCAUGCGGACUAUGAUCCCUCAAAUCCCAGAGACUAUAUUGACUGCUUCCUUGGAGAGAUGGAAAAGUGGAAGGAUGACAAAGCAGCGGGCUUCAAUGUGGAGAACUUGUGCUUUUGCACCCUGGACCUGUUUAUAGCCGGAACUGAGACCACGUCCACCACCCUGUUCUGGGCAUUUCUAUACAUGAUGAAGUAUCCAGAGAUACAGCGAAAGGUGCAGGAGGAGAUUGAUCGAGUGGUGGGAUCAUCAAGGCAGCCUUCUCUGGCCGACCGGGAGAACAUGCCUUACACAGAUGCUGUCAUCCAUGAGAUUCAGAGAGUUGGCAACAUCCUUCCAUUGAACGUGAUUAGAAGUACCACGAAGGACACUCAAGUUGGAGACUAUUUUAUUCCUAAGGGAACAAUGGUAAUGGGGAACCUAGAUUCUAUUCUGUUUGACAAGACGGAGUGGGAGACCCCUCACACCUUCAACCCAGGUCACUUCUUGGAUGCAGAGGGAAGGUUCAGGAAGAGGGAGGCCUUCCUGCCAUUCUCCUUGGGUAAAAGAGUGUGUCUCGGAGAGCAACUGGCUAGAAUGGAGCUGUUCCUGUUCUUCACCUCUCUACUGCAGCGAUUCUCCUUCUCACCACCAGAUGGCGUUGAACCCAGCUUGGAGUCCAAACUUGCAUUCACUAACUGCCCCCAACCCUACCAAAUGUGUGCCGCUCCUCGUUGAGAUGCAGAAGAACAUAGUGGCCUCUCUCUGUUUUAUAUGUUUUAGUAACUGUUUUAGUGGGUGUCAGUGGUGUAGUCUACUUUUUAUGGUGGGUAUACUGUAUAUUUGAGAUUUUUAGAACUGGGUAUACUGUAUAUAUUUGUGCUAUUCAAAACAAUGGAUCAAUCAAUGUUAAGUGGGUAUACUGAAAUCCCUGAAAUUUAGAAGUGGGUAUACUCCGUAUACCCGCGUUCUACGUAGACUACACCACUGGUGGGUGUUAUUAGACAAUGGGCAGAUAUUCAUUGUAACAUUCAUUCCAGUAAACAAGCAGUCCUUUUGAGUCUAUCUUUACAUUUUCUGGAAUAAACUCAUAUUAUGUAGCAAUGAUACAAUCAGGGACGUUCUUAGCCCUAUUUUAGGGUGGCUUUAGCCAUCCUUACAUUAGUAUUAGCCACCCUACAAUGAUUUUGCAAAAACAUUUUUCCAAAAACAAAUGCAGUAAAAACACUGAAUACAAAUCACCAAGAAGGCAAGUUAAUAUGAAUACAAGUUCCUGUUUGCUUAUUUAUUGUUUAUUGUGUGCUUUGUGACUCCUCGAUAAAAUUGUUAUUACUUACACGGAUGAAAUCUCCGACCCAAAGUAGAAGUUUUCACUCACAAUACCCAUGUAAUAAAUCCAUUUGACAACGUCUUGAAAUUA